Molecule: messenger RNA, 725 nt
Organism: Nicotiana tabacum (common tobacco)
Lineage: Eukaryota; Viridiplantae; Streptophyta; Magnoliopsida; Solanales; Solanaceae
Product: condensin-2 complex subunit H2
Biological process (GO): mitotic sister chromatid separation; meiotic chromosome condensation
Cellular component (GO): condensin complex; nucleus
Molecular function (GO): chromatin binding
Source: RefSeq, a predicted model, not a curated record
ACUGGGCUUCAGAAGAAACCUCAGUGGAAGCAAAGAACAUGUUGGAUAAUACGACGUGCAGGGAUUCUUCAUUUACCCAGUUUGUGAAGGCCCCUGCAAAUCUGGUUGUGCGCGAGGCUGACUGCUUGGAUGUUACUGGAGAUGCUGGAGAACUAGAGUCUUACCUGCUAGCCACGUGUGAUCUUUACCGAGAUUUUAUUCUGUUGGACGCAUGUGAUGCCGUAACAGUGGAUGAGUUUCUGAAUAAUGAGAAUAUAGCUGGAAAGGUGCUGAACAAUAGCUGCAGUGCAGAGGGCCUUUCUUUGGACUCCAAGUGCCACAAGAGCUUUUACUCUCCCACAAGACGUUUUGAGGGAACUGGCAAUAAGUCUUCAGCUCAAAAGAAUCAGGAUGCUAAUUUAUAUCAGUCUCCAGGGUUUCAUGAGUUUGGUCCAGGCAAUUUUAACAAUGAUCAGUUCGCAUCUGAUAUGCCUGAUUACAUCGAUGAUGCACAUAGAUGUGAAGAUGGAUAUUCAGAACCUAGAGACUCAGACGAAUCGGAUGAUGAAGACCCAUGGAAUCCGUUGAACCCGCAUGAACCUGGCACUUUGAAAGUAAAACCAUACAAAAAAGUUAAAUUUAAUAGAAGGCAGGGUGCGGUGUCCAAAAAAGGUGCAUCUUUGGCUACAGAAUUUCCAGUUGCAAGAUUACAUGGUACCACUAGCGCAGACCUCAACGACAUUCUU